GUUGACGACUGUAAGAUGAAAAUAUAGAUGUUCUAAAUCUAGGAUUCUAGAUUCUAGGCUAGAUCUUGCUUUUGGUUUUUGAUAAUUUGUAACUACAAAGCUAUCUUCUCACUGGUCACCACUACUGGGUAACAAUAUGGAUUAGUGAUUUAAAACAAACAUUAGGUGCAAGUUCUUGUGUAGAGAAACACCAUGGAUUUAGCAGCACAGCCCAAUUUCCUGACAGAAAUCAAAGAGGAAGUGGAAGAUACAGCGGAGACGUGCUUGACUGACUACAGCCUGGCGCCCUGUACGCCCAGCAACUUUCUUCUGCCAGAUGGCAUCCCUGACACAGCCAGCGCACACAACGACGCGGACAACAUUCAUCUGCCCUGUUACUUCUCUGACACACUCACUAAUUCACCUGAUGUUGUGUGCACGGAAUUCAUAUUUGGCGUGGGUUCCUGCGAGGGAGGUGUUAACGUAAGACCCUCAAGCCGUAGACAGAAUAUGGCCAGGAGUUGUAACUCCCCUCGAAGCUAUUUUAAACAGAACACCGUCAAAAAUACAGAGUGUAAUUUCAGUUGUUGCAACUAUUUUGUCAAUUCAAAGUUCCGUAACUCGGGCCAGAAAAUUUUUAAAUGCUAUGACUGUUGUGUGGUGUUCUUCUGCAUCACGGAGCUCCAGAAACACCUGAAGAACCACGUCAAGAAAAACUCUUUCAUGAGGCUAAGCUUGAACAAGCCCACUAAAAAUAAAAAAUUUCACAGCGCACAAAAAAAGACAGAAAAUGGUAAUUCUAAGCAGAUGGUGUUUCAGCAGAAGAAAGCCAGGGAAAAACCAUAUAAGUGUAACAUUUGCAGCCGGACUUUCUCGAUGAAGUAUUCUUUAUUUAUACACAGCAAAAAACACAACAAACCCAAGAGGAUAUUUAAGUGCAUGGACUGUGGAAGAGAAUUUGCCAACCGAGUGACCAUCACUGCCCACAUUUCUAAACACCUGGGAUUGAAGAACUAUAAGUGCCAUCUGUGCAGUGAAGAAUUUGUAAAGAAGUGUUCUCUGAAGGCCCAUAUCUUGAAACACUCUGGGGUAAAACCUUUCAAAUGUAACGUGUGCGACAAAGCCUUUUAUAAAAGCUACCAGCGCAAGACGCAUGAAAAACGUCAUUUUGGGGAGCGGCAGUUUAAAUGUGAGCAUUGCACUACUGCUUGUUUCACGAGCUGCGAGCUUAAAAUUCACAUGAGGAAACAUACGGGGGAGAGGCCGUACAAGUGUGAUAUCUGUGGUGUGGCGUGUGUGACGAGUUCCGUACUAGCCCGGCAUAAAAGAAAACAUUCAGUGGUCAAACCGUACUGCUGUGAUGAGUGUAACAUGGGUUUUGUGACCAGCACUAAGUUGAAGGUCCACCUGCGCAAGCACAGCGGGGCCAAGCCGUAUAAGUGUGACGUAUGUGAGGUGAGCUGUGUGACGAGCUCCGUGCUCAAGGUGCACAAGAGGAAACACACAGGUGAGAACCCAUACAAGUGUGAGGUGUGUGGGAAGGGGUGCGUCACCAGCUCCAUGUUAAAAGUCCACCUGAGAAAACACACCGGUGAACAGCCUUACAAGUGUGAGGUCUGCGGAACCGGCUGUUUCACCAGUUCACAACUCAAAGUCCACCUGCGCAAACAUACAGGUGAAAAACCGUACAAAUGCAACAUAUGUGGUCAGUGUUACGUGACAAGCUCCGUCCUGAAGGUGCACCUGAGAAAGCAUACGGGAGAAAUGCCGUACAAGUGUGACCAGUGCGAUGUGGCCUGCGUCACCAACUCCCAGCUACACGUACACAAGAGGAAGUACCACACUGGUGAGAGGCCGUACAAGUGUGACGUGUGUGACAUGGCUUUUGUCACCAGCUCGGAGCGCAGGGUCCAUAAGAAAAAACAUGGCUGAACGGUUGUCAUGACAACAAUAAAACAUCUAGAGGCUGUACCAAUGUGACGUGUGUGACAUGGCUUUUGUCACCAGCUCGAAGCGCAGGGUCCAUAAGAAAAAACAUGGCUGAACAGUUGUCAUGACAACAAUAAAACAUUUAGAGGCUGUACCAAUGUGACAUGGCUUUUGUAACUAGCUCGGAGCGCAGGGUCCAUAAGAAAAAACAUGGCUGAUUUAACAGUUGUCAUGACAACAAUAAAACAUUGCUGAUUUCAAAAUAGUCAUGA
Messenger RNA from Physella acuta, 2180 nucleotides. RefSeq names its product zinc finger protein ZFP2-like. The record is from RefSeq and is a predicted model, not a curated record. Gene Ontology annotation, cellular component: nucleus. NCBI's taxonomy places the organism in Eukaryota, Metazoa, Mollusca, Gastropoda, Physidae. Gene Ontology annotation, biological process: regulation of transcription by RNA polymerase II. Gene Ontology annotation, molecular function: DNA-binding transcription factor activity, RNA polymerase II-specific.